CGCAGGCUCAGAUGCGCGGGUCCAGUUUCGAGGCAAAGCGGCCAAAGGGCUCUUCCAGCACACAGUGGUUUUGUGGAGCAAAGGCCGCGCGAUUCCGCAGGCCCUGACCCUGCAGGGACUCAGGAUGGCCCUGGGCGCUUUGUCCGGGUGGAGCAAGGGGUCGCGUGCGGGCGGCUGCGCAAAUGGCCCCGCCGGCACCGCGUGGGCCCGGGUAUGGGGGCAGCCUGGGGAGGCAGCGCCUGCGGGUGCCGCCCACGCCGAGCGCUCUCUGCCUCCCCGAGCACUCGCUGCGGACUCCAGGGCACCGUGCACCGAGUGCCAUCCCUGCUGUGCGCACAGGGGCUCGGCUGGGCUCCCGCUCCCUCUCUCGGUGGAAUGAGCUGUCAGAGCCGCCUCUGCGCACUCCCGUGCUCAAGGAAUGGAAGCUGGGCUCCAUGCCCCGGGAAAAGGGUGUUUGGCGCCACCAGCGACUGGCAAACCGGUUGCACACCUGCUCAGCUGUCAAGCUCAUCUGAAGGACAAGUCCCCCGACCCCCAAACAACAAAACCUCCAGCCCGGCUGGAAGGCGGAGCUGUGGCUGCUCAUUUGCAAUCCGAGGUCACUGUGUGGCAGGGCCAGGAGCUGAGCUGGAGACGAGGGCGUCGGUGGCAAGAGGAGGGUUCAGGUCUCCCUCUGUUGUCCAAGGCUGGAGUGUAGUAGUGCUAUCGCAGCUGACUGCAGCCUCAACCUUCCAGGCUGAAGCGAUCCUCCCACCUCAACCUCCCACGUGGCUGAGACUACAGGUGCUUGCCACUAUGCCCAACUAAUAUUUGGAAUUUUCAUAUACAUGGAUUCCAGAGGGGUGACAGCGAAACGUGAGUGGGACCAUCCAGUUGCAGGAAAACAAGCUUAACACGCCCACUGAUUCUACAUUAUGCUCCCACCUCCCGGCAGCCUCUCCAGGCCCAGAACUUUCUCCAGUCAGCCUCUACAGACCAAGCUCAUGACUCACAAUGGCCUAUUUAGGCCCAUACCCUACAUUACGGCAGUCUCCGCAGAUGAGGCUACUGCCUCACAACAGCCUCCACAGGCACAGCUCCAUCGUUGCAAUAGCCUCUUUAGACCCAGCUCCUGCCUCCCAGCCUUCUCUCCAGGCCCUGAACUUUCUCAAGUCGACCUCACCAGGCCCAGCUCAUGCUUCUUUGCAGCCUCUCCAGGCCCAGCUCCUGCAUCUUGGUGGCCUCUCCAGGCCCAGCCUCUGCCUCCCGUCGGCCUCUACAGUCCCAACAUCUGCCUCACAGCAGAUUCUUCACGCCCAGCAUCUGCCUCACUGUGGACCCCCCAAGCCAAGCUCCCAACCUUUCAGCAGCUUCUACACACCCAGCUCCUGCCACCCAGUGGCCUCUUUAGGCCAAGCUCAUGCUUCACAAGGGGCUUUCCAGGCCCAACUUUUGUCUCAUGGCAACCUUCCCUGGCCAGAUUCCUGCCUGUCUCCCAGCAGCCUAGACAGGCCCAGGUCUUGCCUCACACUGGCCUCUCUACAUCCAGCUUAUGCCUCACGGUGGCCUCUCCAGGCCCAACUCCUGUCCCAGGAUGUCAUCUCCGGGCCCAAAACUUACUCAAGUCAGACUCUCUAGUCCCAACUGCUGCCUCCUGGUGGCCUAUGAAGGCCCAAAAUCUCCUCAAGUUGACCUCUCCAGGCCUAGCUCCUGCCUCCUGUUAGCGUCUACAGGCUCAACCUCUGCCUCAUGGGGGCUUCUCCAGGUCCACGUCUUCCUCUUGGCUGGGUCUACAGGCACAACUGCUGCCUCACAACAGCCUUUUUUGGCCCAGUUCCUGUCCAGCUCAUGGCGGCCAAUGUAGGCCCAAAACUUCCUCAAGUCAAACUCUCCAGGCCCACCUUCUGCUUCCCGGUGGCAUGAACAGGCCCAGCUUUGACUUGAGAACAGCCUCUGCAGGCCCUGCUCUUGCCUCCCAGGGGCUUUUUCCAGGCCCAGCUCUUGCCUCAUGGCAGCUGCCCCAGGCCAAAUUUCUGCCUGCCUGCCAGCAGCCUCAACAGGCACAGCUCCUCCCUCACAGUGGCCCAUUUAGGCCCAACUCAUGACUGUCGGGCCAUUUCCAGGCCUAGUGCCUGCCUCGUGGCUGACUCUUGAAGCCCAAAUCUUCCUCAAAUCAGCCUUUUGCCCAACUUCUGUCUACUGUCGGACUCUACAGGCCAGCCUCUGCCUCACUGUGGAG
Gorilla gorilla gorilla (western lowland gorilla) is the source of this 2218-nucleotide messenger RNA. RefSeq lists its product as uncharacterized. The transcript is spliced from 4 exons. The coding region runs from base 994 to 1617 and encodes 207 amino acids. The record is from RefSeq and is a predicted model, not a curated record. NCBI's taxonomy places the organism in Eukaryota, Metazoa, Chordata, Mammalia, Primates, Hominidae.